AUGAAAUCGAGAGUUGUGUUUCGGAAUCCGGACUUGCAAACUAGGACGUUGGUUGAAAGAAGCAAGCCUGAAGGUGAACUUAGAGAACCUGAAAAACUGGAAGAGUCAAAUCAAUCCCAGGAAAAUUAUCCCUCACCUGAAUAUCCCCGGCCACUAGGUAUCUCAGAAGAACGGUUGAAGUAUUGGGACCUGAUGAUUGGGGGCCAGCUGAGUGACCCUAAAGUAUUGGCAAAAUUCAAUGAACAACUUGAAAAGUCUUCAUCUGAAAUAUUGGAGAGGGAGAUUGGGCAUGAUAAUCAGUUAUCCCCAAUCCUACGUGAGUCACGCGUCAAGGAAUUCCUACCACGCCUUAUCAAGAUCUUUCUUUACCGUCGCGGGAUAGACUUCAAGAAUCGAGAAAACGAACAAGUGCCAUACUCUUUGGACUGGUUGGACAAAUUUCGAACAUACGCAGAAACGCCCUAUGGCAUAAAAACCCCUCCUGGCGAGGAAGGUAUUAAUUCUGAAGCGACUAUGCGUCGAAGGAUAACUGGCGCCCUAUACAAUCAUUUCAAAAAGACGAUACGCGGUUUGGGUCUUAGUGAACUCGAGCUUUCGCCUAAGUUCGAAGAAAAACACAAUGCACUUUUGGGGAACCAGUUGGACCGAAAUAGAAAAUUCCUGCGAGCAUUCCAUUUCGAAUACAGCCAUGCGGAUGAUAAUCAGCUGCAAAUCCUACGUGCAAUUCUCUUGGACCUAAAUUCAGAAUUGGAAAGAUUGGUUAAUCAGAUCCAUGAUGGACCCCACCGGGUUUCCAUUGAUUUUCCUAGUCACAUCAACUCAGUCUCUUGCACGGAGCUCGACUUUGCGCUCCGGCGGAUAUUUUUUCUUUCAAAAAAUUGGCCUCAUGGGAACCCUUCGCGGAAAAAGAAGAUUGAAGAUUCAUCUGGACUGAAAAACCUGAGGUUGCGAUACAAGAGAAUUGAUGGUUUCCUCCAGCUUAUCGAUAAAGCACGCGGCUUAUCAACGGCCGACGAGGAUCUUCGGGUCACUGCAUCCCGACUGGCUGAUUUCCGCAAUCAAAUAUUGAAAGAUUUCUCGAAAAUCUCUUCGAAAGCCGUUCCAGAGGGAACAACCUCGGUUUGGUUACCUCGCAAUGAGCUAGAUGAACUUUUGAAUGGUCUUCAGGAGUUGAAUGUGGAUAGAAUUUACUCGAUGGAUCUAUCUGACUAUCAGAUGAAAUGGCUCGGCCUCCCUCCAAACAAUCCCACAAGCAUCGAUGACGGUUCGAGGAUUGUUGGAGCAGUGAGUGAAAAAACAGAUCCCAAAGUAUAUAAGGGCCAUGUACAUUUCGACCCAAAGAAGUUUCAUCCGGAACUUCUCAAACAGUUGGAAGCAAAAAUUUAAAGAAUAACAAGCCCAGCACU
Messenger RNA from Puccinia graminis f. sp. tritici CRL 75-36-700-3, 1406 nucleotides. RefSeq lists its product as uncharacterized. The record is from RefSeq and is a predicted model, not a curated record. NCBI's taxonomy places the organism in Eukaryota, Fungi, Basidiomycota, Pucciniomycetes, Pucciniales, Pucciniaceae. Bases 1 to 1386 code for a protein of 461 amino acids. The transcript has 6 exons.